UGUUGCAGGCAUGCUGGUAGGUGAAGACCAGUUGUUCGACAUCGGGUGACCUGAAGACGCUGCUUACAGACAGGCGCGCUCUCUGUUUGUACCCGCCAUCUCCGCGAUGGGGCAACACGUGGAACAAGACCCAGGCUGGGUGUAGUGCCCACCCCACCCAUCUUCCCCACCCGGCGGCACGCUCCGGAAGUGGCUCCGGUUUGGUGGGCCGGAGGCGGGUCCUCGGACUACGGUGGCCGAGCGAGGCCGAGCGGCUCCCGGGCUGCCCCGACCGAGGCGCUGCUGUGGAGGCUGAUGCCAGGGCUGGAGCAUUUCCUGGUGGGUGGCUCCUGCAUUUGUGCAGUUCUCCAGUCCUGAUUGGUGAGGGUUGGCUAGCGGAGUCGAGAAGGCAAAUGAAGAACUGGUGGAAACAGCCUGAAUCAGAUACAGUUUAAAGAAACUUGCUUACAUGGAUAUCUCUGAAUUACCUGCUUUCCUCUGGCAACCAGUGUCUGUCUUGUCCUUCUGGAUAGAGUCCCCAUGCUCCAAAGCUGCUUUGGCGUGGUACCUACGCCGCCAUCUUAACCGGAAGUCUUUUAAACAUUUUUGUGAAGAAGGGUGCUGUGAUUUUGAUUGGCAGUGCAUUAAAUCAAUAGACUACUUUUGUUAGUACAGAAGAUUAAAUUCUGCAGAAGAGAGCAGUUGAGUGAUGGAGUUUUCUUUAGAAUAUGGAGGCCACGGGAACAGAUGAAGUUGACAAGCUAAAAACUAAAUUUAUAUCUGCUUGGAACAAUAUGAAAUAUAGUUGGGUGUUGAAAACAAAGACAUAUUUUAGUAGAAAUUCACCUGUCUUAUUGCUUGGAAAAUGUUACCACUUUAAGUAUGAAGAUGAACACAAAACCUUUCCUGCAGGAUCAGAAUGCACAAUAGAAGAUCAUGUGAUUGCAGGAAAUGUGGAAGAAUUUCGCAAGGAUUUCAUUUCUAGAAUAUGGCUGACCUAUAGGGAAGAAUUUCCUCAAAUAGAAGGCUCAGCUUUGACAACAGACUGUGGCUGGGGCUGUACGUUGAGGACUGGUCAAAUGCUGUUGGCUCAAGGACUCGUACUACACUUUCUUGGUAGAGCCUGGACCUGGUCUGAUGCAUUGAAUGUUGAAAAUUCAGACUCUGAAUCAUGGACUUCCCACACUGUAAAAAAAUUCACGGCAUCAUUUGAAGCAUCGCUUUCAGGGGAAAGAGAACUCAAAACUUCAGCAAUUUCUCUGAAGGAAACAGUUGGGAAAUAUUCUGAUGAUAAUGAAAUGCGAAGUGAAACUUAUCACAGGAAAAUCAUCUCUUGGUUUGGUGACUCCCCUUUGGCUCUCUUUGGCUUGCAUCAGUUAAUAGAACAUGGAAAGAAGUCUGGGAAGAAGGCUGGGGAUUGGUAUGGACCAGCUGUGGUUGCUCACAUUUUAAGAAAAGCAGUUGAAGAAGCAAGACACCCUGAUUUACAAGGAAUAACUAUUUAUGUUGCACAAGAUUGUACAGUUUAUAAUUCUGAUGUAAUUGAUAAGCAGAGUGAUUCCAGGACUGCUGGUGAUGCAAGUGACAAGGCUGUUAUUAUUUUAGUUCCUGUUAGACUUGGUGGAGAAAGAACCAACACUGACUACCUGGAGUUUGUGAAGGGUGUUUUAAGCCUUGAAUAUUGUGUGGGUAUAAUUGGUGGGAAACCGAAACAGUCAUAUUACUUCGCUGGAUUUCAAGAUGACAGUUUGAUUUACAUGGAUCCUCAUUACUGCCAAUCUUUUGUAGAUGUCAGCAGAAAGGAUUUUCCUCUUGAGACAUUCCACUGCUCUUCUCCCAAAAAGAUGCCAUUUCGAAAAAUGGAUCCUAGCUGUACACUAGGAUUUUAUUGUCGAAAUGUUCAGGACUUCGAACGAGCUUCUGAAGAAAUCACAAAGGUGUUGAGAGUUUCUUCUAAGGAGAAAUAUCCCUUGUUUACUUUUGUGAAUGGCCGUUCCAGAGACUAUGAUUUUCCUUGUGCUGCAGACAGUGGGGAGGAGCUAGAUCGGCUCCCAGAGGGUGAGAAGCAAAGAGUCAAAAGGUUCAGCACAGAGGAAUUUGUCCUGCUGUGAAGAAGAAUACACUGCUUACUGAGAAGAGCUUGUUUAGGUGGAAAAUGAGUAACAAGUAUACUCAGAACUGUUUAUUAUCACAGAUUCUUUAUUUUACAUGUCUUUACAAAAAAACAUUUGAAAAUAUACAACUCUAAAGAUAUUUUUCUGAAAGAGCAAUGAUUUGAUGACUCUUGCUUUUUAAUAAUAAGUAACAAAAGAUUUUGGUUGCAUUCCUAUUUAUGAAAGAUCGGCUGAUUGAACACUACCUGUCAGCUUCUCAUCUUCAAAGCCUCCUACCUGAGCCCAUUGUUGCCCCAGAAGUUUUGUGAUAUAGAGUGUUAGGUCACCAAAUUAAUGAAAGAAGAUCAGAGGGGGAAUCUUCCAGCUACCUAGCCUCCUGUUGUGCAUAUGACUAAUGAAUGCUUUUGGUUUAAAUAUCUUGAUAAUUAAAUGUGCAUACAAUUGAUUUUAAGCUUAGGUAAUACUUAGAAAUAGGAUAUUGUAAUGGCUACUUGUUGGGCUUGCUGUUGAUCCUUUUUAUGAAGAAUGAAUUAGAGUAUUGUGGGUUUCUUUUUAUGUGUGGGACUGAACCCAGAACCUUGGCCAUUUUAGGCAAAUGCUCUACCAUGAGCUGUGUUGACAGCUCUAAAAUAUUGUUUUUUUCCCCAGAGAUUUAAAGGCUAGGUUAAUAGUAUCUGGAUUAAUUCAAAUCAGGUAAAGGAAGUUACAAAAUAGCAGUAGCAUUUGUUUUCUAUCUCAAAAGUGAAUUUUUAUGGGAAUUCAACUUAUUGUACAGCUUAUAAAUCUAAAGAUGAAUUACCAGGAAGGACAUCAGUACAUGCUUCUCUAAUUUUACUAUUUGUAUAAAUAGUAAAAAAGCAGUAUAGUGGUGUUUAGGAGCUAAGACUGUUUACAAUGUAAAUAUGCCUUACGUGUGUUAUGUGUUACUUUAAGGCAAAUUUGUGAUAUAAAAACACAAGAGUUAUGAUUGAGCCAAGAUUAUAAAACAGAUACUUUAAUAAAGAUAUGAGACCAUAAAA
Molecule: messenger RNA, 3112 nt
Organism: Jaculus jaculus (lesser Egyptian jerboa)
Lineage: Eukaryota; Metazoa; Chordata; Mammalia; Rodentia; Dipodidae
Gene: Atg4c
Product: autophagy related 4C cysteine peptidase
Exons: 13
Coding region: 708-2090 (460 amino acids)
Molecular function (GO): protein-phosphatidylethanolamide deconjugating activity
Source: RefSeq, a predicted model, not a curated record